GCCGCUGUAGAGCUAGAAGAGAUCGCAACAGGAGUCGUGUGACAGACAUUCCGACUGCUGUUUACAAACUACACUGUAACAGCGAGUGCAGAUUCGUCGGAUAUUUGGACAACGCGUGGUAACAGGUUGGUGUUAUUCAUAAUUUGUACAAUGGCGUGGCGCUGUCAUGGAAAAAGUAACUUGGAUUUAAUUAACAACCUCAGAAAAAAUGGAAUUAUUACCCAUGAUGCAGUUUAUGAAGGUAUGAAGUUGACGGACCGGAAAUUUUAUGUUUCAAGUGGGGCAUAUAAUGACAGUCCACAGUCUAUUGGAUACCAGGCUACUAUAAGUGCACCCCACAUGCAUGCUGCAGCUUUAGAGGCGUUACAUGAUCAACUUACCAGAAGUGAGAAUCCAACAGCAUUAGAUGUUGGGUCUGGUAGCGGAUAUUUAACGGCUUGUUUUGCGAGAAUGAUGGGAGAUAAUGGGAGAGCUUAUGGGAUUGAACAUAUUCCAGAACUUGUGAAUAAAUCCAUUGAAAAUGUAAACAGAGAUGACUCAACUUUGAUUACUUCUGGGAGGGUUACUUUGAAAAAGGGGGAUGGGAGACUGGGUUAUGACCCGGACAAUAGAAAGACAGAGCUUUAUGAUGCAAUACACGUCGGAGCGGCUGCUUCUCAAGUACCUAGGCCUUUACUUGAACAAUUGAAAAAAGGUGGCCGACUUAUUUUGCCCGUGGGAGAGCCUGGUACAACACAAGUAUUUGAGCAAUGGGACAAAAAUAAUGUUGGUGAACUUACCAAGAAAGAAUUGAUGAAAGUUGUUUACAUUCCACUUACUGAUAAGCGGAAACAGUGGCCAGGUUGAAAGGUCCACUCAUAUACAAGAAGUUAAAUCGAAAAACCAAUAUUGGUUUUGUAAACCAAACAGUCUUUAUUAUGUCAAACAUUGGAUUGUGAUGUCAUAGAAGUGGAGUGUCAGGUUCCAGAACUCAACUGUCUUGCUUUGAUGUCAUAACAAUUGCCCUAUUUAUCAAUUCUAUUAUUUAAGUCUUUAUUUUGUGUGAUAAAUAUUAAAGUUCUUUUAGGUUGGAGUAAAGUUAAGAGUAUAUUUGGUAUAGGCCUAUAUAAGUUCAGCAAAACAAUAUAUUAUUAUGAACUCUAGCUACAGUUGCUAAUUUUAAGUAUAUUGGUUUAUUUAAUUUAUGCAUGAACUAAUUACUCACCCAUAGCGUAUGUAUUACAGUGCUGAAUUAUUUUUGUUGCAGCAAAUGUAUAUUUGGCUAAUGUCGAUAAUUUAAAAUCCUGACUUUUAUGCUUUGUCGCUUUUUGGCAGUUUAUGAAUAUUUAGUUGAAUGAAUGGAUGUUGUGUGUAACUAUGAUAAAAUGGUUCUGUUUUUCUUUUAAAGUAAUACCAACAAGAGAAAUAUUUUAAACUCGUAUUAAUCAAUUGGGAUGUAAGUGUUACAAGUACCAAGCUCCUGGUCUUAACACUCACUUUUGUCUCAUCUAACACUGAAGAUGGUGCAGUUUCAGUUAAUCAACUUUAACCAUCCUUUGUGUUAGAUGAAACAAGAGUGAGUGUUACGUACCAAGCCUUUACUAACAACAGCCAACUAUACAAACAUUUUAAGAAUUUCUUGACUAAGACAACUAUAGAAGUAUAACUACUGUUUAAAUUUAAUUUAUUCAAUCAGAAUCAGAUAUUUAUACCAA
Molecule: messenger RNA, 1694 nt
Organism: Ciona intestinalis (vase tunicate)
Lineage: Eukaryota; Metazoa; Chordata; Ascidiacea; Phlebobranchia; Cionidae
Source: RefSeq, a predicted model, not a curated record